This is a messenger RNA of Pteropus alecto (black flying fox), 2043 nucleotides long. It is a transcript of the gene UBE2G2, whose product is annotated as ubiquitin conjugating enzyme E2 G2. The record is from RefSeq and is a predicted model, not a curated record. Gene Ontology annotation, cellular component: cytosol; endoplasmic reticulum. NCBI's taxonomy places the organism in Eukaryota, Metazoa, Chordata, Mammalia, Chiroptera, Pteropodidae. Bases 42 to 455 code for a protein of 137 amino acids. The transcript is spliced from 5 exons.
AGUUAACACUGAACCCUCCGGAAGGCAUCGUGGCAGGCCCCAUGAAUGAAGAGAACUUUUUCGAAUGGGAGGCGCUGAUCAUGGGCCCAGAAGACACCUGCUUUGAGUUUGGUGUUUUUCCUGCCAUCCUGAGUUUCCCCCUCGAUUACCCGUUAAGCCCCCCGAAGAUGAGGUUUACCUGUGAGAUGUUCCAUCCCAACAUCUACCCGGACGGCAGAGUCUGCAUCUCCAUCCUCCACGCGCCGGGCGACGACCCCAUGGGCUACGAGAGCAGCGCGGAGCGGUGGAGCCCGGUGCAGAGCGUGGAGAAGAUCCUGCUGUCGGUGGUGAGCAUGCUGGCAGAGCCCAAUGACGAAAGCGGAGCUAACGUGGACGCUUCCAAAAUGUGGCGGGAUGACCGGGAGCAGUUUUACAAGAUCGCCAAGCAGACCGUGCAGAAGUCCCUGGGGCUCUGAGGCCGCGCCCACGGGCAGCGUCCAGUGUUUCUCCUCCGGGACUCUUAGUGACUGUGACACUCUGUGCUGGUACCAAAAAAGGCAAGCUUGCAGCCCGCGGCAUUCAUGUUCCUUCCGCCUUUCCCAUCCCAAGCAGGCUUCUCCUCCGAGGGGCUGAUCCGUGUCGGAUGAUGCCAGCGGGAUCAGCUUUCGCGUUCCCAGCGAGGCGGCUCAGCCAGAUCGUCACCUCUCCCAGCUGACGUGCCUGCGAGUCCGACAGGUAGUGGCUUUCCUUCCCCCCCGAGCGCUGAGGGGUGUGCGCCGGCCUCCCUUGGGACUGGAACCGGUAAUACUCCCGAAGAAGUGGGGCCUGUGGCCCAGGCAGGGGGCCGGGCCCGGCGACCGCGUGGGUCCCUCUGGUCCCGCGCGCCCACAGGGUGCGCCCGACUUCGCUUCAGCACUUCACGUUCCACGAACAGAUUUUUUUUGUAAUUUGGUUACAUUUUUUCCAUUCGUUGGCUAUUACAAGUUAUCACACUUAGGAAUAAUUUCAGGACAUAAAUGCAUUUAAAGAUGCAGAUUAAUGACAAAUAGGCACAUAGGAAAGAAGUUUAUUGUCAUAAAGACCAGCAAUUUUUCCUGAUCAUAUUCAUCAAAAAAAUCAUCUGUCUUAGUUACUAGUGCAGGCACGAGACUGAAAGUUUUUGUCAUAGUUUCUUCUGGAUCUGUAGGAGUUUUGUCUUUUCCAGUCUCAAAACUGGGAGUUCUAGGCUUUUGUACGUUGUGGCUGCAGCAGAAAAGUAUUGGGACAAAAUCGUCCUUCACAGCUUGGAGCUGGAGGGGAAGCUGCUGUGAGCGCUGAGCACGGGCCUGCCUUAUCCCCGACCCAACGGCGCCCGUGGCAGCGGCGCCCCCGGGCCCGCGGUGGGCACAGAGCACACGCUUGUGGUUUGUGGUUGGACGCGGUCUGGCCGUUCCGCAGCACAGGCGGCUCUCGGGCGGCAGGGUGCCAGGGUGCCAGGGUGCCAGGGCUCCCUUAUAAGCAAUAACACACCUGUCGCGUGCAGUCACACGUGGCCUGUUUCACACAGGUCGAAUUUAAAUAGGAAUUUCUAUUUUUGAAACAGGGACGGUCUACAAGACAUACAGCCAGUUUUCCUUUGCUCGGUCCUUUCCUUCCCUCGUGUGGUACGUCUGGGGACAGGCGUCUGUGCUACCGCAGCCCCACACGUGAUGUCCUGGGUGCGGGCUCUGCUCGGCCUCUGUGGAGCCCAGGGUCCCUCCUGCUCAGAGGGCAUCGUUUGGGAUGUGGGCUUCAUCCAGGACUUGUGUUUGGAGGGGGCGGAGAGAGGUUUGCGCCUCAGUAGUUUGCAGGCGCGCUUGCAGGAGGCGAGGCCUCUCCGCAGAGGGACAGCGUGUGGGGACAGGGUCCACGUGUGCUGCAGCCCCAGUAGCAGGUGGCCACGGGGUCUUCCGUGAAUCGAGGAGAGGGAGAGGCAGUCUCUGCAAAGCAAAGUAUUUUUAUUCAUUUGUAUUUAUUAAAUGGAUAAAAAGAAAAUCCCACGGUUAAAAUAAAGUUAUAUAUUUUCCCCCACCCUGCACUGUGUUU